UUGUCGUUGUUGUAAUAAAACUAAUGAAACGUUCAACAUUCUCACAUAAGUGUUCGACUGUUCCUUUAAGGGCUUUGUAGUAGUGAAUGAAGUGUCGGUUUACAUCUCAAACUCCUCCUCCUCCAUUCUGACGAGGGUGUUGCUUCCUUCCAGCCCAGAACGCUUCAAUCAUUCUGGGAUACAAAUGUUUCUUUAUCCACGUUCGCAGUCCAUCAUCGGAGCUCCAUUGUACAUCUCAAAAACAGCGAGAAGGUUUGCGAGGCUGUAACAAAAUCAUGGGAUUGACACAGUGACGCGAAGACAUUUCAGCGUUUGGAGAGAAAGUAACAGGACGGGGCUGAAACUUUGUUUCGGUAAUCUGAACUUUUCGGUGCGUGACUUUCCGUCCGUUACAGGAGUAAUAUACGAUUCCCAGCAAACGAAUGGAUAUCAAAUGAUGCCCGUGGACUGUUUUUAUGUUUAUUUAGUAAGAAGAGCGCGGUGUGCGCGCACACGGAGCGCAAAACUCGUGCCAAUCUGAUCAAAUCCACAGGCUUUUUGAUCCGAUCAUGGGAAAACUGGGAAUGCCUUGUUUUUUCUAACAUCGGCACGGUCACGUUGUUGAGAUUUGGGGUUAGUGCGGAUUACUUCGCUUGCCGAGAGAAGAAAGUUUCCUGCGUUUGUUUUCAAAAGAGAAAUUUCGGGCCAAAUUUUUGUUUUGUGACAACAUGCCUCAGUUAAACGGAGGAGGUGGCGACGACCUGGGAGCAAACGAUGAACUUAUUUCCUUCAAAGAUGAAGGCGAACAAGAGGAGAAGAUCUCCGAGAACGUGUCGUCGGAGAGAGAUCUGGACGACGUGAAAUCUUCUCUCGUGAACGAGUCCGAAAACAACAGCAGUUCCUCUGACUCAGAACCAACAGACAGGCGUCGCCAACCCAGACUCGACCUAGAAAGUUAUGAGAAACACAGAGAACAAUUCGCGGAAGCUCUGAGGCGACAGCAAGAUGGAGGAUUUUUCAAGGGACCCCCGUACGCUGGAUACCCGUUCCUCAUGAUCCCCGAUCUCACCAAUCCAUACCUCUCCAACGGAUCCCUGUCCCCCAGCACGCGAACGUAUCUCCAGAUGAAAUGGCCCUUGCUUGACGUUCCUGGUACAGCGUCCCUUAAAGACUCCAGAUCCCCCACACCAGGGCACUUAUCUAACAAAGUGCCGGUGGUACAACACUCCCAUCACGUUCACCCCCUCACACCCCUGAUCACCUACAGCAAUGAUCCCUUCUCUCCCGGGACACCACCUUCUCAUCUCUCCCCGGAGAUUCUCGACCCAAAGACAGGCAUACCAAGGACCCCUCACCCAUCAGAGCUGUCCCCGUAUUACCCUCUUUCUCCUGGGGCAGUCGGACAGAUCCCGCACCCUUUAGGAUGGCUGGUCCCUCAGCAAAGCCAGCACAUGUACUCCAUUCCUCCCGGGGGCUUCAGGCAUCCGUACCCCACGCUCGCCAUGAACGCCUCCAUGUCUAGUCUGGUAUCCAGUCGUUUCUCUCCUCACAUGAUGCCUCAUCCACCUCACGGCCUGCACCAGACGGGCAUCCCACACCCUGCCAUCGUGUCUCCUGCCAUCAAACAGGAGCCCGGUGGCGACCACGGCAGCAACCCAUCACACGGAAAACCCGCGGUGCCUUCGAAGAAAGAGGAAGAGAAGAAACCUCACAUCAAGAAACCUCUAAAUGCCUUCAUGCUCUAUAUGAAGGAAAUGAGGGCCAAAGUGGUCGCCGAAUGCACCCUUAAAGAGAGCGCUGCCAUCAACCAAAUCCUAGGCAGACGGUGGCACUCGCUUUCGCGCGAAGAACAGUCCAAAUAUUACGAUCUCGCCAGGAAGGAACGGCAGCUGCACUCUCAGCUUUAUCCCGGCUGGUCUGCGCGAGAUAACUACGGAAAGAAGAAGAAGAGGAAAAGAGAAAAUAAACCCGACUCCCCACCAGAGAAUUACUCACCCCAGCCUAAGAAGCAGUGCAUCCCGUACCUGUCGUCAGAGAAAAUGUGUGACAGCCCUACCUCCUCUCACGGCAGCAUGCUGGACUCGCCCGCCACGCCCUCCGCCGCCCUGGCGUCCCCGGCCGCCCCUGCCGCCACUCAUUCGGAGCAGGCUCAACCCCUGUCUCUCACCACCAAACCGGAGGGACGAGCGCACCACCCGCACUUCCCCCUGCCAGGGAAAGCGUCGGGCUCAAGCUCCUCGUCCGCCUCCACCCCUUCUCCUUCCUCUCAUCCGAGCAUUUCUCUUCACAGCCAAUCGGCAGCCCUCCUGUCCCGCCCCAUCCCUUUCACCAGCCUGUCUCACUCUCUGCUCUCUCCGUCCUCACCUUUCCACCAGGCAGCCCUACAUUCCCAUCAUGCCUUGCUGCAGACGCAACCUCUCUCCUUGGUCACCAAAUCGGUGGAUUGAGUGGAAAACCAAUAGGAAAAAUAAACUUUUUUACAGCUGUAUAUUGCCUUUUUACCUUUUAUAGAUUUUAGACCAAGUUUUUACGAUAGAAUGAAAAGGAAUAAUUAUUGGUCAAUAUUUGACCACCCCUCUAUUUUGCAUUUUCUCUUUGAAACAAAAGUGUAUUUUUUGUAAAUUGCCUUAUGGUUACCUUUUCCAACGUGAUUCUCCAAUGUUGCUACUUGUAUAAAAGACAAAUGUAUAAAGGUUUCUUUUCCUCUUUUUUUUUUUUUUUUUUU
Molecule: messenger RNA, 2704 nt
Organism: Paramisgurnus dabryanus
Lineage: Eukaryota; Metazoa; Chordata; Actinopteri; Cypriniformes; Cobitidae
Gene: tcf7l1a
Product: transcription factor 7 like 1a
Biological process (GO): regulation of transcription by RNA polymerase II; canonical Wnt signaling pathway; generation of neurons
Cellular component (GO): beta-catenin-TCF complex; chromatin
Molecular function (GO): DNA-binding transcription factor activity, RNA polymerase II-specific; RNA polymerase II cis-regulatory region sequence-specific DNA binding
Source: RefSeq, a predicted model, not a curated record